Molecule: messenger RNA, 2565 nt
Organism: Dictyostelium discoideum AX4
Lineage: Eukaryota; Evosea; Eumycetozoa; Dictyosteliales; Dictyosteliaceae
Exons: 5
Coding region: 1-2565 (854 amino acids)
Source: RefSeq, a predicted model, not a curated record
AUGGAAUCAAAAAACGAUAUCAAAAAUAGUAGUAAUGGUAAUGUGACAUUAUCAAUUGACACAUUAACCAUUACUAAUAUUUCACUUAGUAAUAAUAAUAGUAAUAAUAGUAAUAAUAGUAAUAGUAUUAAUAGUAAUAGUAAUAAUAGUAAUAGUAAUAAUAGUAAUAACAACAACCACCACCAAAAUAAUAAUAAUAGUCGUAAUCAUAAUAUUUUAUCAACAUCAACUCCAUCUACUCACAAUUUUGUUGGGUCACCAUCUUCUUCAACUUUUUUCAAUCCUCUACAUAACAGUACAGGUUCAAGUUUAUCAUUCUUUAAUGGAACUCAACAUUUCACACAUAAUCAUCAUGGUCAUAUGAAUGGUUUUGGGAAUAGUGAUUUAGUUGCAAGAACCAAACAAGAAGAUAACUAUUCAAUGGCAAAAGUAUAUUUAAAUAAUAAGUUAACAUUUAAUAAUCAUGGAUUAGGUAGGGUUGAUUUUAAUAUGAAAUCAGAAGAUUUAGAUCAACCUUGGUUUCAUAAGGAAGCAACUAGAGAUGUUGCAAUCACUUUAUUAAAUAAUAAACCAACUGGAUCAUUUUUAAUUAGACCAAGUUCACAAGCAGGUAGUUAUGCAAUGUCAUGGAUGAAAAAUGGUAAUGAAAUUGGGCAUAAUUUAAUUUAUGGAUUAUGCCCAGGUUAUUCAUUAAAACAAAAUUCGACGACUGAUAGAUUUUGGUCACUUCAAAAGUUGGUUGAAGAUUGUGAUUAUCUUAAACUACCAAUUCAAGUUUCUCAAACUACUAAAAACAUUGCAAAACAUUCAAAUGCUAGAACCAACGCUGAAGUCGUGGGUAGAAUUGUAGAAAGAGUUUCUUCUAAUGAUCCCACUUUUACCGAAUUAAGUUGGAGUCUUUGUAUAAUAGGUGAAAAUACAAAUGAAAGUUCUGAUCAUUGUCAAAAAAGAACAAGAGUUAAAUUUGGAGAUGAAGAAUAUACAGCUCCAGAAAUUUUACCAUUAAAUGGUAAUUCUUUAUCAUUAAUAUGUCAAGGAUUACAUAAUAAUACACAUACGAAAUCAUUAUAUAUCAAUGGUCAUGAAGGUUAUUUAAGAAUGUCAUUCAUACCAAAUUUAAUGGAUUCAGAUGCAGCAGCAAUUGCAACUUUAAUUACAGAGAAUAAAUCUUUAACACUUUUAAAUUUAAAUGUUAAUCAAAUCUCUGAUAAUGGUACAAAAUUAAUUGCAGAAGCUUUAAAAUAUAAUAAAACAUUAAAAUAUAUUUCAUUAUCAUAUAAUUUUAUUGGUAAAGAUGGAUUAGUAGCAAUUUCAGAGGCAAUUAGAUAUAAUAAAUCAAUUGAUUUUAUAGAUGUUUCAAAUCAAUUAUUUAAAAAGAGAAAUAGUAUAAAUUUAAUUCAUUUAGAUACUGAAAGAACAUUGAUGGCAUUAAUUGAAGAUACUAUGAAGAGAAAGUGCGAGUUAUUUGGAAUGUCUUAUAAAUUUCUUGAUAUGUCACAAACAAUACAUAAUAAUAAUAGUAAUAAUAAUAGUAAUAAUAAUAAUAAUAAUAGUAAUAAUAAUAUUAAUAAUAUUAAUCAUAAUAGUAAUAGUAAUAGUUCAUUUGGAAUUAAUUGUGGCGCAUCACAAUCAAAAUUACCAUAUUUUCAUGGUUAUUUAACUAAAAUGGGAGCAGAAAAGAGAAUUAAUGCAUUAUCAAAGGGUAAAGUUGGUUCAUUUUUAUUCUAUCUCAAUUAUUAUAUUCCAAAUUGUAUAUUCUUGGCAAUACUAGUUCAAAAAGGUGAUAAUCCAGCAGAGAUUGAACACAAGAUGAUACAUCGUGUUCAUUUCGGUUAUCGUUUCGUAUCGAGUGGUCUAUCAUCAAUCGAGCAAGAUUUAAGAGAUGAAAUAUUGGAGGAAGAACAACUUUACAAUUUCCAAUUGAAUAAUCAAACCUAUAAUAAUACAAUCACCCAUAGUAACUCUUAUAUCUAUAGUUAUAGACAUAGACCAAGAAGAACAGGUUGUGGCGUUGUAAUUCCAACACUUUUUGAAUUUUGUGCUUGGAUAUUGGCCUCUCAUCCUCAGUAUCAAGAUAUCUUGGAUGCCUUUGAGAAAAUGGGUGGCAUAAGCGAAAGAUUCAAGGAUAUUCGUGAUUUGGUUCCAUUAUGGGGCGCCAGAGAUGUGAUACCAAUCAUCUCUUUGGAUAGCUCCAAACAUAAUAUCUCUCGUAAAGGAGUUUUUCCAACACUUCUUCAACUCUAUAAAUUAAAUAGAUCAAAAUUAACUAAUCCAAUCACAACUGAACAAUAUCAAAAUUAUCGUACACUUUUAAAACAACAACAACAACAACAACAACAACAACAACAACAACAACAACAAUUACAACAACAAGAACAACAACAACAACAACAAUUAACAAAUACAAUUAAUGAUUUAAAUAAUAUAAAUAAUAAUAAUAAUAAUAAUAAUAAUAAUAAUAAUAAUAAUAAUAAUAAUAAUAAUAAUAAUAAUAAUAAUAAUAAUAAUAAUAAUAAUAAUAAUAAUAAUAAUACGGAGAAUAGUUUAGUUUUUAGUAGCCAAUAA